UUUGUCAGAGGCGUCCAUUCACGUUACACCCAUGCAAGAACGCGCAGACUCAAUCUCAGCUUGAAGCGCGACACUUAUAGUGAGGUUGGCUAUAUAAGUCCACUCAGCAUCUACUCUUUAAGUAACUAUAUACUUGUUUCUUCAAAGGAGUGAAGGAGGGCGGCAUCUCGCCAACUACCUGGCAACCUACACGUCUGUACUGGACCUCCUCUAAAGACUGAAGAUUCCUGCUGAUAUCCUGACAUGAAGCUCAAUUUACUUGGAACCACCGUGAUUCUGCUAGUUGCCUUCUUACCCCGCUACGAAUGUCGGGCUAUUGAGAGCCCUGGCGGUGCCCUGCGCGUCCCAGCUCCCCAAACCCAAAACUCCCAGCAGCAACAGCAGUCUGGUCCCAUCCUGGAGCGGCUUGGAGAGGAGUAUUUCAUCCGACUGGGCAACGGGGACUCUAACUCUUUCCCAUCAUCGUCCAUGUAUCCCGGCGGAUCACCUGCUAUUUACAACAGAGCAUUGCAACUCCAGCUGACGCGGCGUCUUUUACAAGGGAAAGUUGGGAACAUCAGGGCGCUCAUAAGCGGCUUCGGAGACCGCGAGGAUGAGUCGAUGGAGAGGGGAAGGAGGUCCGAGGACCCGCCGAUAUCCCUUGAUCUGACCUUCCACCUGCUCCGGGAGAUGAUGGAGAUGUCCAGGGCGGAACAGCUGGCCCAGCAAGCGCAAAAUAACAGAAGAAUGAUGGAGCUCUUCGGGAAAUGAAGACCUCUUUCCAGUCCGCCAAAGAUCUCCCUUCCUUUUCUUUUAUUUCUUUUUUCUUUUUUGCAUUUUUACCAUCAGCACAAAACAUGCUCUGUACAAUAUAGUGCUGCUUUAUCAC
Molecule: messenger RNA, 868 nt
Organism: Larimichthys crocea (large yellow croaker)
Lineage: Eukaryota; Metazoa; Chordata; Actinopteri; Sciaenidae
Gene: crhb
Product: corticotropin releasing hormone b
Exons: 2
Coding region: 244-750 (168 amino acids)
Cellular component (GO): extracellular region
Molecular function (GO): hormone activity
Source: RefSeq, a predicted model, not a curated record